AUGGAAGCACAAGUUGGAAUCUAUCAGAUCUUCGGAGAAAUCGGCCGAGGAUCUUCGGGUUCAGUACAUACAGCUAAGAAUACACAGAAUAAUCAAGAACUUUGUGUUAAAAUCAUCGAAAAGUCAAGCAUGAACACCAAAGAAGACAUUGAAUUUUUUCGACGUGAAGUUUCCAUCUUAUCUGCACUACAACAUAAAAACAUUGCUGAAUAUCAUGAUCUUUUAGAAGACUCUAACAAUUACUACUUAUUCCAAGAACUUUGUCAAGGCGAAAACCUCACAAAAUACCUAGAAAACAACCGUCCUAUUUCUGAAAGACAGAUUGAAAUCAUAUUUCAUCAGUUCUGCUCAGCCUUAUCUUACAUCCACAAAGCAGGUGUUGGCCAUCGUGAUUUGAAACCAGAUAACAUCAUCAUUGGUGCCAAUAAUAUUGUUAAAAUCAUCGAUUUUGGUCUUUCUACCGAUGACAACCAGCAUCUACGUACAACAUUCUGUGGCUCACUUGCCUAUGCAGCACCUGAAUGUAUUCGAAGAGAACCAUAUAUUGCAUGGCGAUCCGAUAUGUGGUCGCUUGGAGUUAUUUUAUUCCAAAUGAAUACUGGAAGACUUCCAUGGAAAACAUCCAAUAUCGUACAAUUGAUGAAACAAAUUACAUCCGGAAACUUUGAGAUUCCGCCUUCGAUUCCAGCGCCAAUUAAAAAUAUUAUCGUACAAUGUCUCAAUCAAGAUCCAACUUUACGGCCAUCUGCUGACGAUUUAAUUGGUGUACGAUUUACUCGUCCAGAAGAGCCGAAACUCCCUAGGCGCUCUAUGUCUCCUCGAGCAACUGUAAAAAGAACAUCUUCAAAUCCAUUCUUUACCGGCGCACCACAGUACGUUCAGCCGCCAAUAUCCCCACGAAUGAAUCCUUCCCCUCAAAGAAGAUUUUCACAGACUUGGAUCAAACCACUUACAAAUCUCAAAGAUGCUUCCGAUUAA
Trichomonas vaginalis G3 is the source of this 978-nucleotide messenger RNA. Its product is annotated as protein serine/threonine kinase protein. The coding region runs from base 1 to 978 and encodes 325 amino acids. Gene Ontology annotation, molecular function: protein serine/threonine kinase activity; ATP binding. NCBI's taxonomy places the organism in Eukaryota, Parabasalia, Trichomonadida, Trichomonadidae. The transcript has a single exon. Gene Ontology annotation, cellular component: cytoplasm. The record is from RefSeq and is a predicted model, not a curated record. Gene Ontology annotation, biological process: peptidyl-serine phosphorylation; autophagy.